GGUUGAGCCUUCACGAAGGCCGCGCGUGUGGAUUGCAGGCUGUAUCGCUCCCGUUGAAGCAGCUGCAAGUGGCGCAAGCUUGAUGUAGCGCCAGAAAUAAGCCACUCUAUGCCGUCAGCGCCAGUACGAGCCAAGUUUUUUUAGCAGGCGUUGUUCGAGCGCGCCACGAACGCAUUUUGAGAAAAAUGGCGCCAGUUGCAACCGCGGAGCAUACCUGCGACGGGAAAAUUUCCCGUAAGCGUGUCAUACUGUGCUGCCUAGGCUUGGACCCAUUUCCCAAGUGUACCCAGUUUGUCAUUUGCGCGGCCGGCAUCAUGAUCGUGUUCUUGGGAUACGGAUACACGCAGGAGCUCAUGUUUCACAUCGAAGGGUUCAAGCCGCACGGCUUCUACCUGACCUUUGUCCAGUUCGUGCUGUACAGCAUCUUCGCGUUCGUCGAGCGCAACAUGCGAAGGGAGAGCGGCCGCACAGCACCGCUGCGAACCCACCUAUUACUAUCGGUGCUGUCUGUGGGCACCAUCGGCCUCUCUAAUGCUGCCCUGGGUUACCUAAACUACCCGACCCAGGUUCUGUUUAAGUGCUGCAAACUAAUCCCGGUGCUUCUCGGUGGCAUACUCAUCCAAGGGAAGAGGUACAGUUAUCUCGACCUCCUAGCUGCCGUGCUUAUGAGCGUUGGACUGGCUGCAUUCAUCCUGACUGACAAUAAAUUGUCACCAACAUUUUCACUUAUAGGUGUUGUGAUGAUAUCAACGGCUCUACUAUUUGAUGCUGUCAUUGGCAACGUGCAGGAGAAAGCAAUGACAGCCUACGGCACCCCGAACUCUGAAAUCAUGAUUUUCUCCUACUCCAUUGGAUCUGUGAUCCUGCUUUUUGUCUUGGCGGCAAUGCAGGACUUAACCCCAGCUGUAGAGUUUUUUGCUCAGAAUCCGGUGGAGACUUAUGGCUACGCCGUCAUAUUUUCCAUACUGGGCUAUCUUGGCAUACAGUUAGUUCUCACGCUCAUCAGCAUCUCUGACGCCUUUAUCACUGUGAUCGUCACGACUUGUCGCAAGGCCAUAUCCAUCAUUCUAUCUUUCAUGCUGUUUGCCAAGCCAUUCUCAUUCCAGUACGUCUGGUCAGGUGCACUUGUGCUUCUGGGGGUGUACCUUCAUGCCUACAGCAAAAGGCUUGCCAAGCUGCGGCAUCUUCCCCUUGUCCACCCAGAAAAGCACUCUUCGUGACCACGAUCCUGCGAUAGCUGGACAGAUCUAGUCAAAGUAGUGUAAGAAAGUGUUUUAUUGUGUGCGAGCCAUUUAUACUCGCAUGGACCAGUAUUUUAUACAUUCCAAAGCCAAAAAUAUUAUGCGGGUGAUUUAUUUACACAA
Rhipicephalus sanguineus (brown dog tick) is the source of this 1364-nucleotide messenger RNA. RefSeq names its product adenosine 3'-phospho 5'-phosphosulfate transporter 2 (gene Papst2). NCBI's taxonomy places the organism in Eukaryota, Metazoa, Arthropoda, Arachnida, Ixodida, Ixodidae. The coding region runs from base 186 to 1220 and encodes 344 amino acids. Gene Ontology annotation, biological process: transmembrane transport. The transcript has 8 exons. Gene Ontology annotation, molecular function: 3'-phosphoadenosine 5'-phosphosulfate transmembrane transporter activity. The record is from RefSeq and is a predicted model, not a curated record. Gene Ontology annotation, cellular component: Golgi membrane; endoplasmic reticulum membrane.